Penicillium pulvis is the source of this 684-nucleotide messenger RNA. RefSeq lists its product as uncharacterized. The record is from RefSeq and is a predicted model, not a curated record. The transcript has a single exon. Bases 1 to 684 code for a protein of 227 amino acids. Lineage: Eukaryota; Fungi; Ascomycota; Eurotiomycetes; Eurotiales; Aspergillaceae.
AUGACUAGCCCAGACUCAACAUGGAUGGAUAUAGAUGACUCUUAUCCACGGGACCUCCAGUCAGGCGUUGGCCAUUCUGUUGCAACAGAAACUGGACUCACCAACACAGCAUCCCAGAGUCUUGAGGCCAGCAUGAAGUUCUUGGAAUCCGCAAUGCAAUCAUUGAUGAUUCAGGCACCAGGACAGGAGCAGCAGCAAAUUUGGAACCCCUCCACGGAAAGCCUCAAGAACAGCAUCACUUACGCCCAGGAGUAUGCCGCCUCAAACAACCCGAAUCGCAUCGAAGCUGACACCUGGCUCAGCGAAAUCGAUAAACUGGACGACGAGAUGUCCGUGUUCAUAUAUGAGAUGGGUGAAGGGCUUGUCCUUUCAACAGAGGCGUCUGACCUUGUUGACCAGAUGCUGCGUACGCGGCAGGAGGUUUGGAACCUGGUUGAGCAAUCUUUGGAUCUGGGACAGAAAUUUGUGAUAAUACGAGAGCAGAUUGAAGAUAGAAAACACGGAAAUGUUUAUCUACCGGGACUCGCAGUCUCGUUCGAAGAGGAUGAAGAGCUGAGGGGUGCGAUUUGGGACUUGAAAAGUCUUGUGGAGCAGCAUGUGGAUACUCUAGAAACAACGCGGCAAAAGCAGGUUGAGUUAUUGACUCGGGGAAGCAUGCUUCAAUCGCAGCUUGACGGUUUUUAG